GAAAGAAAGAAGGAAGGCCGGGAAGAAAGAGAGAGAAAAGAAGGAAGGAAGAAAGGAAGAAAAAGAAAUUCAUAGACUAUCAGAGUGGAGACAGCCCACAGAGAUCAUCUAGUCUUUUUCUCAUUUUACAAAGAAAGACACUGAGGCUAGAGAGAGGGGAAGUGACACAAAGAACAAUAAUAACAACAGUUUUUAUUUCCAGAACACUUCAUUUGGACAAAGCACUUGCCUGCAUCCCUGGGAAUUAAAUAAUAUAAAUCUUAUUCUCUCCACUUUUACAAAUAAGGAAACUGAAGUGCAAAGAGGUCAGAUGGUUUACCCAAACUCGCAGAGCUGGUGUUUGAACCCAGAGCCUCAAACCCCAAAUCCAGUGAAUUUAUCUAUACUCUUAUGGUGCCUAAGAUUGAGAUCAUAGAUCUUCAACUGAAUGUUGGGACUUGGGGGGGACUUUAGAGAAUGCCAGGGUUGGGAGAGCCCUUAGAAUACAGAAUGUUAAUAUGAGUGUCCUUAGGACAGAAAAUGUCAGAGUUGGAAAAGACUUUAAAAUAGAGAAUAUUAAGGAUGAUGGCAAGAACCUUAGAACCUAGAAUGACAGAAAUGGGAGAGCCUCUGAGAUCAUCUGGUCCAACUCUUUCAUUUUACUGAUGAAGAAAUAGGUUCAGAAAGAUCCCAUGAUGGGCUCAAAGCCAACUCAGGUAGUCAGUAACAGAUCUGGGGCUUGAAUUCACGUCUUUGACUGCCAGUCCAGUGCCCUUUCUAGUACAAACCUGAUGAUGUGUAGUUGAGAUACCUCAGUUCAAAUGCUGGCUGCCACUUUCCAGUUGUGUGUACCUCUCUGAGCCUCAAUUUAGGCCCCUGCAGAGAAAAGAGAUUAGAUUUGAUGAACUCUGUGCCUCUGUGAUGGUGAGCUGACAUCAUGACCUUGUCCCCAGGCUGACAGCCUAUGUUGUAAAGGUAUUCUCCAUGGCCACCAACCUCAUAGCGAUCGAUGCCCUGAUCCUCUGUGGUGCAGUCAAAUGGCUUAUCUUGGAGAAGCAGAAACCAGAUGGAAUGUUCCAGGAGGAUGGCCCAGUGAUCCACCAGGAGAUGAUUGGCGGCUUCAGGGGUGGGGAGGCUGAUGCCUCACUCACAGCCUUUGUGCUCAUCGCUCUGCAUGAAGCCAAAGACAUCUGUGGAGGCCAAGUCAAUAGCUUGGAAGGCAGCAUCAACAAAGCAGGUGACUACCUGGCAGGCAGAUAUCAGGCCCUGAAUCGGCCCUACACUGUGGCCCUGGCUGGCUACGCCCUGAGCCUGCUGGAGCGUUUUGAUGAACCCAAAGUAAACAAGUUCCUGAGUGCUGCCAAAGAUGGCAACAGCUGGCAAGAGCAAGGCCAACAGCUAUACAAUGUGGAGGCCACAUCCUACGCACUCCUGGCCCUUCUGAAAAUAAAAGAUUUUGACACCAUCCCUGGCGUAGUUCGAUGGCUCAAUGAGCAGAGAUACUAUGGAGGUGGCUAUGGGUCCACCCAGGCUACCUUCAUGGUGUUCCAGGCUCUGGCCCAGUACCAGCAGGAUAUUCCUGAUCACCAGGAGCUAAACCUGGAUAUUUCUGUUCAUCUGCCCAGUAGGAGCUCAGCCAUCACCUACCGUAUCAAUUAUGAGUCUGCCAGCCUGUUGCGGUCAACUGAGACCAAAACAAAUGAAGACUUUACUGUGAAGGUCAAAGGAAAAGGACAAGGCACAUUGUCGGUAGUGACAGUGUAUAAUGCCAAGUUAAAAGAUGAAGGAGUGUGUAAGAAGUUUGAUCUGAGGGUAACCAUUAAACCAGAAGAAGGAAAUGGUAAGGUGUUCCCUGCCUUCAUAG
Messenger RNA from Gracilinanus agilis (Agile Gracile Mouse Opossum), 1843 nucleotides. Its product is annotated as complement C3-like. The annotation marks the transcript as partial. The transcript is spliced from 7 exons. Lineage: Eukaryota; Metazoa; Chordata; Mammalia; Didelphimorphia; Didelphidae. Gene Ontology annotation, cellular component: extracellular region. The record is from RefSeq and is a predicted model, not a curated record.